Rosa rugosa (rugosa rose) is the source of this 2022-nucleotide messenger RNA. RefSeq names its product aluminum-activated malate transporter 2-like. Gene Ontology annotation, cellular component: plant-type vacuole membrane. The record is from RefSeq and is a predicted model, not a curated record. The transcript is spliced from 7 exons. Lineage: Eukaryota; Viridiplantae; Streptophyta; Magnoliopsida; Rosales; Rosaceae. Bases 571 to 1686 code for a protein of 371 amino acids. Gene Ontology annotation, biological process: malate transport.
GGAAUGUGUAAACUGGUCAUCAAGGAUAUGCAGCUCUUUAUAAUUCUGGUAUGGAUGAAUUGGCGUGAGAGGAAUGCCGUGCUUUAUGGUCAAACACUUACCCCCUGCGCAAGUACUGCUUUGAGAAGGAUUUUCUUCUAUUGGAAAGUCUGAGUGAAGCUCAGCUAGCUGAUGCACCAGCGGAGGGCGAAUACUGAUGGCUGUAUUGGUGCUCGGCUCGCAGGCACCCUCCAACGCAUAUGCGGUUAAAAGUUAAUUGAGAUGGGGCUGUGUGUGACAGGAGUGGCUUAUAUGGAGCAGCGGUCGUUUUACGUGAUGAGAAUGGGGCUCUGUUGGAAGCAGUCGGUCAACGUUUACAGUUCAGGAUCUUGGCAUGUCUAGCUGAGCUAUUAGCUAUUAAACUGGGGUUAAAACUCUUGCUGGAAAGAAGGGAGGUGAAUGCUGUAUUAGAAACUGACUGUAUGUGUGUAUCUUAUCAACUAGGAUGAAUCCUGUUUUGACGGCAAAGGAUGCGGUGGUUGAAGGGAUGCGGGCUUUGAUGUCAACUCUGCAGGUUUAGGUCUUGCUGCUAUGUGGGCUAUUCUGACAGUUGUGGUCGUUUUUGAAUUUUCUGUUGGAGCGACGAUAGGACGAGGUUUGAAUAGAAUGAUGUCUACUGUAGUAGCUUCUGCUCUUGGCAUUGGAGCUCAUCGAUUAGCAACUCUGACAGGAAAUCAAGGAGAGCCUAUACUUAUUGCUCUCUUUGUCUUCGUAGAAGCUGGAAUAGUGACAUUCUUCAGAUUCAUUCCCCAAAUGAAGGCAAGAUACGAUUAUGGGCUGCUGAUAUUCAACGUGACGUUCUGCCUGGUAUCGGUGUCUGGAUAUCGCGACAAAGAGGUCAUACAAAUGGGAUUCGAAAGGGUAUGUACCAUCACCAUUGGAGGCUGUAUAGCUGUUGCUGUUUGUGUUUUCAUUCGUCCAGUAUGGAUAGGGGUGGAGCUUCACAAUCGGAUUUCUACCAACAUGGAAAAGCUGGCCAAUUUCUUAGAAGAAUUUGGAGAUGAAUACUUUAAAGUAUCUGAAAAUGAGCAGACCAGAGAGAAGUCAUCGUUUCUUGAGGGAUAUAAAAGUGUUCUAACUUCAAAAGGCAGUGAAAACACUAUGGCUAAUUUGGCAAGAUGGGAACCGGGCCAUGGGAAUUUCAGAUUUCGUCAUCCAUGGGAACAAUACUUGAAAGUUGGAACCCUUACUCGCCAAUGUGCGUUCAAAAUUGAAGCUCUCAACAACUACCUUACCUCUGAAACCCAAACACCUCAGGAAGUCAAAAGCAUAAUACAAGGGCCAAGCGUGGUUAUAAGCUCAGAGUGUGGGAAAGCAUUGAAGGAGUUAGCAACCUCAGUGAAGAAAAUGACCAAAUCAUCCUCAAAUGAGCCUCAUAUUGCAAAGUCGAAAGAUGCUGCUGAAGAACUCAAAGCUGUUAUAAGAUCAAGCUUGUGUAAACACCCAGCUGAUUCUCUACAUAUAAUACAAGAAGGUGCAGUGGCUUCACUACUCCUUGAAAUUAUCACAUGUAUAGAGAAAAUUGCCGACGCUGCUCAUAAACUAGCAUCCCAAGCACAUUUUAAGGAUGUAAAGCCUACAGUGAAACCGGACCAGGAAAACUCCGUGAAUGAUGGGCCACACCAUGUUAUUACGAUUGAGGGUUAAAAUUCCAUUUACCGGAAACUGAGAACUCAUCAUUCACACCGGCAAUGAGUCCACGAAUGGAAGUGUACAGAUGUACGUACGUGGAUGCUUGAGCAGUUCUCUAUCAAUAAAGAAAUUGAUGGAAUUGCUUAUAUUUAGCUCUUUUAGAUUUUUUUUUUCUCUCUCUCUCUUUCCCUCGAUGCAUUUAGGAUCUUUACUGGGGAGUUCUUGUGUUGCUUUUUCCGUAUGAGGAAGCUCAUAGAGGUUCGGAGGUAAAUGAUAAAAUGUCAUCUUUUGUGAUCAUAAUAAUCUGUCCUGCCAAAUUAAAUAAGGGAAAAAAAAAGAAAAAAAGAUGGA